AAAAAUAUAAAGAAAAUUGGAACAAAUAUGCGCGAGUACAACAAAAUGAUGGACAAAAAUUAUACUGCCUAACAUUAAUUGGUGAACAAAUAAGUCGAAUAACGGAAGAUCUCACCCAAUUCGACAAAUUCGAAUACAUAAUUGUAGAAGGGGAAAAACCCAGAUUGAAAACCAAAAUAAUGCGACUCCGAAUGGCAGAAUGGUUGAGUUCCACAUUCUCAACAAAUCCUGAAUUUCUUUUUACUGUACCCAGGGGAACCUUUUUAAAACUGGGACGUCUCGACUACGAAGAAUUACAGCAGCUAAUUAAUAAAAUAGAAGAAUGGUGGAAUUAG
Messenger RNA from Ambispora gerdemannii, 335 nucleotides. Lineage: Eukaryota; Fungi; Glomeromycota; Glomeromycetes; Archaeosporales; Ambisporaceae. The record is from the annotation of a GenBank genome assembly.